AUGAAGCAGCAGCUGAUAAGGCACAUUGGCGCGUGGCCGAAGAACAGUAUUAACCGGCUAUCGCUUUGGUUUCCUCCAAAUCACAAACAUCCGGAUGUUUCUGGUGGAGUCGUGGACUCCGGCGAGAACUCUGCAGAAGCGUUGCUCGCCGGAGAGUUGUCUGAUGGCCGACGGGCCUCGGUGCAAGUUCCGAAAGGGUUCAUAGCAGUAUACGUCGGCCCCGAGCUUCGCAGGUUUGUGAUUCCUAUGAGUUGCUUGUCGUCGCCAGAUUUUAGGGUUUUGAUGGAUAGGGUGGCAGAGGAGUAUGGAUUUGAACAAGAAGGUGCACUUAGAAUUCCUUGUGAUGCACAAGAUUUUGAGCAUAUUUUGGUCAGGUAUCUGGCAAACAUCAAGAAGAAUGAGAAGAAGAUCAGAAAAUAG
Molecule: messenger RNA, 420 nt
Organism: Fragaria vesca subsp. vesca
Lineage: Eukaryota; Viridiplantae; Streptophyta; Magnoliopsida; Rosales; Rosaceae
Product: indole-3-acetic acid-induced protein ARG7-like
Exons: 1
Coding region: 1-420 (139 amino acids)
Biological process (GO): response to auxin
Source: RefSeq, a predicted model, not a curated record